Syngnathus typhle (broad-nosed pipefish) is the source of this 711-nucleotide messenger RNA. Its product is annotated as claudin-20-like. The coding region runs from base 1 to 711 and encodes 236 amino acids. The record is from RefSeq and is a predicted model, not a curated record. Gene Ontology annotation, biological process: bicellular tight junction assembly; cell adhesion. NCBI's taxonomy places the organism in Eukaryota, Metazoa, Chordata, Actinopteri, Syngnathiformes, Syngnathidae. The transcript has a single exon. Gene Ontology annotation, cellular component: plasma membrane; bicellular tight junction. Gene Ontology annotation, molecular function: structural molecule activity.
AUGCUUUCGGCCGCCGCGCAGAUCCUGGCGUUCGUCCUGGCGCUGCUGGGCACGCUGGGCGCCACGGUGGCCACGCUGCUUCCCAACUGGCAGGUGAGCAUCAGGGUGUGGUCCAGCAUGGUGGCCCCCAUGUGGCACACGCGGGGGCUGUGGAUGGACUGCGUCUGGUACGGGGCGGGCGUCUUCAGCUGCACCACCAACAAGUCCCCGCCGCUGGCGCUGCCCCCUUACCUGCAGACCACCCGGGCCGCCAUGGUCCUGUCCUGCGUGCUGGCCGCCUUCGGUCUGUGCUUGGCCUCUCUUGGGCUCCGCUGCACCCGUUGGGGAGGCGGCCAACGAGCCAAGGGGCGCACGGCCGUGACGGCGGGGGGCUGCUUCGUCCUGGCCGCCGCCUUGUGCCUGGGCCCCGCGUCCUGGUUCACGUCCGAGGUCGUGGCCGCCUUCAUGAGCGCCCGGCAAGCCGACGGUAGCAAAUACCAGCCCGGCGGGGCGCUCUGCGUCACCUUCGUCUCCGCCGGCUUCCUCUUGGCGGCAGGCGUCAUCUUUUGCUUGUCCUGUCCGGGGUCGGCCUCGCAGGACUACCCGACCCCCACGGAGAUGGCGCCGACCCGGGCGGAGAGGUGGCGUCCGCAAAGGGUCGGCAGGGAAAAAUCUCCCGUCGCCUCCGAGCGGGAUGUGAAGGACAGUUACAGCCGGCAGGAAUACGUCUGA